UACAUAAUACAAAACAUGUUUAUUGCUUAAGCUAUAGCGCCUGCCGACUUCAUCAUUUGCGCGGCCUGCGCGGCUCAGACGCAGCUCAGCUCAAGCCAAUGGAACAUUUUUCAAACCACUUUUGUACGAGAAAGUCCAAUGUCUGUUAGCCAGCGCGUGAAAGCAGCGUUAAUAUUUAUGUUUUAACAAAAUUUGAAUGUACACGCGUAUAUUUCGAAAUACCUACAUAUCUGUGAAAGCGGGAAUUAAAAAAAAUGAAGUACGGAUACUAAACGGAAAAAUAUUGAUUUAAGUAAGGAAUAUCUGAACUGUUAUCGCAAAAGAUGAAUCACUCGAAAACCGGCCGUUGACAGCUUCUACAACAACAAUAUAUGUAUAUGUACAUAAAAGUAUAAGUGACAACAAUACAAUCGAAUCACCCAAGUUCUGGGCAAGAUGAUACUCAUCUCAACGCUAAUCGGCAAUUGGGAAAAGCUAACAGUCAGCAGUCAUGCCAAUUUGGCGGUGCUGAUGUUUCUCUUUAUGGUUUGCGCUUUUGAGGUGGUUUUGUUGAAGCUAACCACUAUCGGUUCCAGCACAGCGAACGGCUUUGGACGCAGCAACACAGAGGAUGAUGACUCGAGUGAAUACGAGGAGGAUAUUUACUAUGAAGACUUGCGUAACAAUUACGAACGCUGGGCGCGAAGACAAAUGCGCUACCGGCAUCGAGUGCAGCGGCAGGAACAGGAAAUGCUGCGCCGAUUUCGUGAGCAAGAGCAGCAGCGACAGCGAAAUCAAGGGGGCAUUUGUUAAAUAUGCGCUAAAUAUUUGCGGAGGAGGCAAUCAAAUUCGAGUACAUAAUGCCGCCCCAGGGCAAGAGCGAAACGAUGAAGUAGGUCUGUAGGUGUCGGCGAAGAAUGUGCAAAAAUGUGACUGAGAAACUAUUAUACAUAUACAUACGUACAUACACACAUACAUAUGUAUGUAUGCAUACACUAUAAGAAAACUAUUUGCUAAAAUAAAGUUAUAAAUCCAUAGUAUGUACGAAUA
Molecule: messenger RNA, 1029 nt
Organism: Rhagoletis zephyria (snowberry fruit fly)
Lineage: Eukaryota; Metazoa; Arthropoda; Insecta; Diptera; Tephritidae
Source: RefSeq, a predicted model, not a curated record